CGAUAAGAAGGAAAGAUAUACAAAUAUAACAGAACAUAGAGAGGAGAUCAUUAAAACUUUGAUUCUAGUUUUAUCGAUAAUUCUGAUGUACGUAAUAAUCAAAAUACCACAUGUAGCCUCCAAACCGAAAUUCUGAACAAUCUACAACAUACUAAAAUACCUUUUUAUAGGUUCGUCCAACAUCAUAUCAUAUGCAUUGUAAAAAGAAAGAAAAAAAAUCGAACAUUGAUCCACAUGUAUCACAUAUGGGCAAAAACUAUAAUCAACUUUGGGGUUACUCUUCUUGUCUCUUCCUUCAAAUAAUCCACAUUUUGUACUCAGCCAUGAACUGGAGCCCUAGAUCCUUUCCCAUUGUCGUUAGUACUUCAUGAUCCUUGAUUCCUUUCUACCCAACAAAACAAAGAACAAAACCCAUACUUAAUUGUUGUACAAGACAACAGCAUAUAACACAUACAUAAUUUAAUAAAUCAAAAAUUGGAAUUACACUUGAAAACAAUCAUUAUUCGUUAAUUAGAAUCAACUUGGAUCCAUCAUAUAUAAAGGAGGAAGCAGCUGGAGGUCAAUAACCUCAACCAAAAACCAAAACCUUAACUAUAACGAUGAUGAAACUAGCCACGACAAUCUCCACGACGCUAUUGCUUAUUUUCUCGUCGCUAAUACUUCAUCCCGAUUGGUCCCUCGCGGAACUCGACGACGACACCAAUAGCGACGGUGGCUCAUCCACUCAUGCGCUGGCCCGGUAUUACCAGACAAUGAAACAUCACGGGCGGGGCGGAAGGCACCGGCCCGCGUUCAGGCCCGGCCCAUGGAAGAAAGCCCACGCCACUUUCUACGAGGGCAACACCCGAACCUACGGCGGAGCGUGCGACUACACCGACGUGGUCGGGGAAGGCUACGGCAUGAACACGGCGGCGCUCAGCAACGCUCUCUUCAGGGACGGCAGAGUCUGCGGCGCGUGCUUCCAGAUCCAGUGCGUCGACGACCCGCAGUGGUGCAAACCGGGUCAACCGCCUCUGUUCGUUACGGCUACGGAUCUCUGCCCGCCCAACCCGUUCCAGCCCAGCGACAACGGCGGGUGGUGCAACCCGCCCCGAGAGCACUUCGACAUCGCCAUGCCCGUUUUCAGCCACCUCGCCGAGUACAAGGCCGGGAUCAUCCCCGUCCAAUAUCGCCGGGUGCCAUGCAGGAAGAGAGGUGGGAUCCGGUUCACGAUGAACGGCAACCAAUGGUUCUACGAGGUCAUCGUGUCCAACGUCGGAGGAGCCGGAGACAUCGUCGGCGUCCAGGUGAAGGUCGACAAGAGCAGGCUCCGGUGGACGUCGCUGGACCACGACUGGGGCGCGACGUGGAAGACAGGCUUCCCUUUGCAAGGAAAGUCGCUGAGCUUCCGGGUGAAAGCGAGCGACGGGAGGUACAUGACUUCCAUGCACGUCGUCCCCAGCGACUGGCAGUUCGGCCAGACUUUCGAGGGACGGAACUUCAAGACCGGGAGAAGAAGCCGGAGCUUCAAGUCCGGUGGGAGGAGAAGGAAGGGCGUUGGCCAACUUUAAGUCCUCGUUAAAUUAAUUUUAUUAAUUUAUAUGGCCGAGUUAUUUUUAAAGGCGAGAAAUAUGAGAAACAAGAUCGAAUCGCCUGCAGGAUGGUAGUCACAUUAUUACGAGUUGCUAACGAUCGAGGCGUAAGAAAGAUUGGUAUUCAAAUUGAGUUAUGGAUCGAAUAGGAGUAUAGGACAUGUACAAUAUUAUAAAUUGCAAGUUAUAAUUAUUGAUUUCAGUCCAUUUAUUAUGGAUAUGGUUAGAAAAAAUCGUAGAUCGCUAU
Linum trigynum is the source of this 1818-nucleotide messenger RNA. NCBI's taxonomy places the organism in Eukaryota, Viridiplantae, Streptophyta, Magnoliopsida, Malpighiales, Linaceae. The record is from the annotation of a GenBank genome assembly.